CCGUAAUACGCCGUGUCGUAAAAUUCAGUUAACAACAGAAACCGAGAUGGACACCACCGAAGACGCCUGACAGUUUCUGUCUUUGUCCCUAAUUGUUAUCUGAAAUGUUUAUGUAGUGACGCCAGGCUUCAGCACACAGGACCGGUUGUGAAAAUGGAGGCCAUGGAAGAUGACAGUUUGGAAAUAAAAGACGACCAUAACCACAACUAUUGUGCGAGCAGCGGCAGUAAAGUCCGCACGUAUCUGAGUAGCCAGCUGUCGGAUGGAAGCGCCGUCCCGCAGCCCGCCUGUACACCGGCGCCGGGAGGAGAACCGGGGAGUCGACGAGGGAAACUGAGGUCCGGUAGCACCGGGGGGUCUAAGUUCAUGGACUCUGAUUCAGGCAGCGAGAGCAGCGAAGUCAGCGAGACUGACAGCACGGCUCCGCCAGCUGCUGAGGGAAAAUUCACCCUCGAUUCUACUUCCAAGUUCCUGCUGAAUGCAAUGGCUGUAGAAGACUACCGGAAAAACCAUUGGCCAAACCUGGAGAAGGCAAUCGACCGUCUGCUGAUCCAGAGUCCAACAGACCACAUCUCUGUUUCUUAUGCACAAAUAUACAGUUACGUCUACAAGUGUGUUUGCCAGCAGCACUCUGAGCUGCUCUACAAUGAUUUGACAUUAAAAAUAACAAAUCAUCUCCAACAGGUUUCAACCCAUCUACAAGCCAGCCCACCUGAGAACUUCAUUGAGAACUUUAAUGUUGCACUGACGCAAUACACAGCUUCUCUUCAGUGUAUAGUUCCUGUGUUUAUGUACUUGAACAAGUUCUACAUCGAGUCAAAGCUGAACAGAGACCUAAGAGAGGAUCUGAUGAAGCUGUUUGCUGAUCAUGUCGCAGAAAUACACGUGAACACACUGAUGCCUCUUCUCAUCAAAGCUCAUUCCAUGCCGUUUCAAGUGCAGCCAUCUACAAUGGCCAGUGUGGUUAAAGGCCUCUACAGCCUCCGACCAGACUGGGCCCAGUUAGCCCCUGCUCUCUUCUCUGGGUUUAUUCCCCAAAUCAACCCCCCAGCUGUGGAGUCUCUGCUGCCUGACUACGCCGCUCAUGACCAGAAGUUACAGAUGGAGCUCUCCAUGAACGGAUUCCCGCGAGGUGACCAGUCUCGCAAGCGGGCCAGUGAAGACUCUUGAUAGCAGAGCCGCCGUCACCAGAUUCAAUGCAGAACUGUUACUGUGCCUCCUACAUCUUUAUCACAAGUUGGCUCACUGCACUAGGUACAAUGUUGACAAUGUGUCAGUUUCUUCUCUGUCCUAAGUCCCUAAACACUGUGAACAACAAAGACAGCUCGGUGUUGGGUUGCUGAGCAGAAGCGUAAUCUUACUGCACUAAAAACAAGCACACAGACUUCCAUUAUGGUGCUUUCCUCUGUGAUGCAUCCAGCUUCAGUAUUUGUGGGAUGCUGCUGUGUGUGCUGAGAUGGGUUUCUUCAUGUUCUCCUCAUUUGAAGAGUGCCUUCAUGGUGCCUUCUGAUCGGAUAUCCUUAUGAGGGAUAGGCUGAUGAUGGGUAUUUCAUUCCUAACCUUUAACAUGGAAGUGUCUUUUUGAUAGACUGGGCUAAUCAAGACUUUCUAUUGCUGCUAAUAAUACUGUCCAUGUGAUAAUACUACAGCUCCCUCAGUUUCACCCACUGUGUCUGUAACCCAGCGGCUUCACUCAACUCAAACAAGCACGGAAAGAAAUGAGAACAAGAGGAACUAAGUCAUUGACCUCAACUAUGAUUCUCUUCUUCAUGUUGCCUUUACUGUGUUGGUAAACCGGAUUGUAUUUUCCCGUUACGCCAAAGAGGAUUUGCAGUUCAUUUUAUAUAUAAUGCAUUGGAUUCAAGCUGACAUUGUUAAUGUUGUAUGCUGUCUGAGUCACUGAGCCAUUAAUUUUUUUAUACUAACACAUUUUGAGCUUUGGUUGUUUAUUAGGCUCUAGUCAAAUUCUAACUUUAGAUAUGACUUGUCUGUUUUAGCCUUGCAUGUAGGAUUGGCAGCGACUGCCAUGGAGGACAUUACAUGAUGUACUUGCCAGAAAACUUAAACAACCACUGAAUGGUGUUUGACAAUUUCCUAAUUUGACCUCAGCUUGUUUGGCAAAUAAAUUGUCCCUAAAAUGUAAAUAUAUCAAUGAUGCUUCAUCACAUUUACAUAAAGAAUUAGGCUUGGGUGGUAUCUUUUUUUUCCAUACCUUCUUGUUAAUUCACCAGGGUAUAUGGUAUAUAACGGUAUUUGUGUUGGGGGGGGGAAACCCGUCAGAACCAGAACCAUCUUGGUUAGUCUCCAUUUUCCAACAAUCACCAACUCUGGUUUGGUCAAAACAAACCCCUGAUUCACCGACUUUUUCUACAUACUGUUUUUUACCAGCGGUCUGUCUCUGCAAUUGCUUACCAGCUUUAAAAGUCCUGUAACUUUAUCCCCACCACUCACAGUCACCAUCAGUCUCAGCUCAUAUGCCGGCGCCACUUGUAGAGACUGACCUCUGGUGGUGCACAUUGUGCACUACAAAACAUCACCUCAAUACCGCAUCUCCAUAUCAGUUUAAUAGGAAGAAGAGUGUCUGUAUUUUUGACAGUAUUAAAGAAAUCAUACUCUCUGGAUUUCUAAAUACCCUAAUAUACCGUAAUACCUUAAUACCGCUCAAGCCAAAAAAGAAUGAUAUGCAAAUGCCAUUUGGCCCGAGUCUGGCUUACUUAAAUGUUCCUAACAUGAAUAGCCUGUCAGCGAUGUAAAUAGUUUUUGGUCUUUGCAUAGUAGUCAGUGUACACUAGCUUUUGUCACAGAUGCAUUUUUUGUUGAAUGAUUCACUUGAAUAGGAUUUGAUACAAGGUCUUACACUGUUUUAAGUGUAAAUAGAUGCUCAUGGUUCUCAUCAUCUUUCAAAUAAACUAAUUUCAUUA
Molecule: messenger RNA, 2921 nt
Organism: Epinephelus fuscoguttatus (brown-marbled grouper)
Lineage: Eukaryota; Metazoa; Chordata; Actinopteri; Perciformes; Serranidae
Gene: cacul1
Product: CDK2 associated cullin domain 1
Exons: 8
Coding region: 154-1170 (338 amino acids)
Biological process (GO): ubiquitin-dependent protein catabolic process
Molecular function (GO): ubiquitin protein ligase binding
Source: RefSeq, a predicted model, not a curated record